AUGACCGUUUCUUAUAAUUUUACUGUAUCAAAUUCGGGGCUUUUAACUUGGAUUCGUUUGACGUUUAAGUGGAAAGGAUCAAUCUGGAAAUCGGUUUGGGCCGAACUUGCCUUUUGGCUCAUUCUUUACUAUGCGGUUCUUCUUUUGUAUCAUCUUGGAUUGAGUGGUGAUCAUCAAAGACAUUUCGAUGAAUUUGCCACCUAUUUAAAUACGAAUGUCGAGAGAUUACCACUCAUUUUCAUGCUUGGUUUCUUUGUGACUUUUGUUGUGAACAGAUGGGAGAAAAUCUAUCAGAAUUUGGGAUGGAUUGAAGACACAGCUCUAUUGAUCUCAACUUUGGUGCAUGGAGAUGAUGAAGAGACAAUAUUAGCGAGAAGAGCUAUUGUUAGAUAUAUUUGUGUUGGGCAGUUAAUGGUUUUUCGAGACAUCUCCAUUCGUUGCCGAAGAAGAUUUCCGACAAUGGAGUCACUCGUGGAUGCUGGUUAUCUUGAAAAAGCUGAACUUCACGAGAUUGAAUCCUUCCCAAUGAAAUUCAAUAAAUAUUGGCUACCAUUCAACUGGUCUCUUGCCAUAAUUUAUCAACAAAGAGUCCGAGAGAAGAUUCCGGGAGAUCCAUCAUUGCAAAGCUGUGUUCAGGAAGUGAAACGCUUUCGUGACAACAUGCAAUGGCUGAGUAACUAUGAUUGGGUUCCCAUUCCACUUGCAUACCCACAGGUUGUGUUUUUCGCUGUUCGUGUCUAUUUCUACUUGUGUCUCAUAGGAAGACAAUUCAUCAUUUCCACGCAACAAGAUCAGUAUCUGAAUAUUUGGUUCCCGCUCACCACUUGUCUGCAAUUCGUUUUUUAUAUUGGAUGGAUGAAGGUAGCAGAGACCCUUCUGAACCCAAUGGGAGAAGAUGAUGAUGACUUUGAGACGACUUAUCUCGUUGACAAGAACAUUGCGACAGCAAUGGCUAUUGUUGAUGAUACCUCUCAGAAACAUCCACCAUUAAUCAAAGAUCGAUUUAAGAACAUUCGAAACGCUCAAAUAGCCAUUGAUGGCUUUGAUGAAGAUCCUGUUGGAACACUAGCUCAUUUGAAAUUACCAGAUCAAAAUGAUAAGCACUUCUCUUCAAGGCUCGACUCAUUGAGAGCUUCACUUCGAAGUUUGACUCAUAAAAUUCAUUCGGGGAGCGAGCAAAACACAAAUAAACUGGAUUCACCUUUGCCUAUA
Mesorhabditis belari is the source of this 1212-nucleotide messenger RNA. The record is from the annotation of a GenBank genome assembly. Lineage: Eukaryota; Metazoa; Nematoda; Chromadorea; Rhabditida; Rhabditidae.